Messenger RNA from Odontomachus brunneus, 1770 nucleotides. RefSeq names its product endoplasmic reticulum resident protein 29 (gene wbl). The record is from RefSeq and is a predicted model, not a curated record. NCBI's taxonomy places the organism in Eukaryota, Metazoa, Arthropoda, Insecta, Hymenoptera, Formicidae. Gene Ontology annotation, biological process: protein secretion. The coding region runs from base 247 to 993 and encodes 248 amino acids. Gene Ontology annotation, cellular component: endoplasmic reticulum; endoplasmic reticulum lumen. The transcript is spliced from 3 exons.
ACUUAUUAGCUACAUUCGUAUUCAGCCUGCUGAGCUUUAACGGGGACAACGAAGAUUCGAUUGAAUCUCUUGCCACGUUGUCUCAUAUGUUACGCGCGCGCAUUCCGCGAGUGUCAUCUACAGGUUCGCAAAGGAGAGUCUCGUUUAUUCAAUCUCUUAGAGAAAACAAAAAGCAUUGAUGAAUUAAUUAAUUUCGUGUGAUAGGUGUGAUUGUAGUUCAACUGUUCGAUUGCCGAAAUUCUGAUCAUGAUGCGACUGAGUUUCGCACUCGUUCUUAUUGUCGCCGGUUUACACGUUUCCACCGGCGAGGACUGCAAGGGAUGUGUUCCCUUGGAUUCUUAUUCGUUUGACAAGGUGAUCCCCAAGUUUAAGACAGUGCUUGUUAAGUUUGAUGUCGCAUUCCCGUAUGGUGGCAAACACGAGCAGUAUGCUACUGUAGCAGCUGAUACAAGGGACUCACAGGAUCUUCUAGUAGCUACAGUAGGCGUGAAGGACUUUGGCAAUAAAGACAACUCUGAUCUAGCACAGCGCUACAACAUAAAGAAGGAGGACUUUCCAGUGGUAUUACUGUUCGUACAAGGCAGAUCAGAACCGAUUAAGUUUGUUCCCGAGAGAGAUUACGACUUCACUGGAGAAUAUCUGAAACGGUUCAUCAGAUCCAAGUCUAGAGUAUAUCUGGGUCUACCAGGAUGCGUAGAACGGCUAGAUAGACUAGCUGAAGAAUUUAAAGUCGCAGGGGAACAGGAGAGACAGGAAAUAUUGAAGAAGGCAAGAAUCUUUGAGGAAACUUUGCCAGAAGAACAACGGGAAGCUGCAAAGGUUUAUGUAAAAACCAUGGAAAAGAUUUUAGAGCGUGGAGAUAUAUUCGUGCAAACGGAAGAGACGCGAGUGCAAGGGCUUCUUUAUAGAGGAAAACUGUCCGAUCAAAAGAAACGCACGAUGGAGGAGAGACGAAAUAUUCUACAGUCUUUCUCGGCUAGGGACGAGCUUUAGACAACACGUCGAAUUAAUAAAUAAUCGUCCAAGCAUCUGAUAAUUCAGUUUUAGUACAAAUAUCAGCUAUUCAAUUGUUAUUCCGAAUUAUCUUAUAUGCUGGAUAAAACUUUAUAUCAGGCGACAAUAGGAAUAGGAGUUACUGUCGCUUGAUAUCUUAAACACUACAGUAUUUCUUUAAUACUUUUCUUUUGUCACGGUAUAUGUAUAUAUAAUCCUGUAUAUAUACAGGACCCUCAAAAUGCAAUAUUAUUUUUUAUAUAUUCUUAUGUGCGAUCGUUUCUUUAUAUUAAAUGCUUUAUAUAGCGUUAUAUGGAUUACAUAAAAUAACUAGGCGAUAAGCAUUAAAGAUAUAGGAUUCUAUAUUUAGAGAUACUUGGUUGUAAAAUCAGUCAGUCGAUAAGUAAUUACAUAAUGCAGUUUAAUCUAUUAUAUAAAAAUUACAUAGGGUUAAAAAAUUAAAAUUAUCGGGAAUUCUCUAAAAGAUAGGCAAUUUUAACAGGUUGUGGGUUUAGAUACUAUACUGUAAACAACAGAGUAGAUAAAAAUUUAAUCAAUUUUAUACCAAUUGUCAGAACAUACGCUCACAAUUGCGCACAUACAAAUAUUUGCGACUUUCUCAAUCCGUUAUGUCAUUUUUCAAAACAUACACGAUGUAAUUAUUAGCCAUGAAUAGACAUGUGAUAUAAUAGGUAAAUCAUCUCGAAUUCUCGAAUAAAUAAUUCGAAUAAGAAUAAUGGAAAAUAAAAUGCAAAAAGUUUCUCUGUUUGCGCACAA